AUGAACUCGCUCCUUUCGCGGCCGCUCGCCGCAGCGCGCCAACCGGCCUUCCUUCCCCUCACGACCCUCCGCACGAUCAUGGUCCCCAAUGCGGACCGCACAACGCCGUUCAAGAUGCCCCCCAAGGACCCGCGAACAUUCAAGCCGUACGCAAAGACAUGGCCCGACCCUCGCCGCUCGCGCAAGCUCAACGCCAACAAGCCACUGUUCCAGCCGACGGAGCGCGACCCGUCCAAGUACCUUGCCCAUCAGCGCCCUGCGACCCUGCACGCCACGGCAUCGCGCGAAGAGCUGCUGUCCCGCGCCUUCAUGGUCAACCGCACGCCGUGGGGCCAGCUGGCCGUGUACAAGACGGGCCGCGGCACAAAGGUGUAUACCAAGAUCCGCAAGGUCGAGGGCGACAAGAAGGCGUUUGUGAACCAAAUAUCAGAGGACCUUGCCAUCAAGGCUGGCGAGAUCUCGAUAAACCCCGUCACGGGAAACAUCCACGUCAAGGGCGUCCGCGUGCAGGAGAUUUGCAACUGGCUCAUGGACAAGGGCUACUAA
Molecule: messenger RNA, 546 nt
Organism: [Torrubiella] hemipterigena
Lineage: Eukaryota; Fungi; Ascomycota; Sordariomycetes; Hypocreales; Clavicipitaceae
Source: the annotation of a GenBank genome assembly